CAACUCUCUCCUAAUUUUUUUAACCAGCGGGCUAAUCAUCAUGACCAAGUUAGCCUCCUACACAAGCACGCCCUGUCCAGAAGCCAAAGAACUUUCCUUCUUUAGUCUUGCAUUUUUGUUCAACAAUCAAGAAACUCUGAGGGUGGAGUCCACCAACUCUUUCCAAAUUCAGCCAUUCUUUCUUUUUCUUUUCUCUCUUUGACCAUUUCUUCCUAUUUUUCUUUUUCUGUACAAAACAUUAGUUUAAAUAAGCUUAGACCACAUUUUGCAAGGGGAGAGAGAUGAUGGAUUACUAUGAGCUUGCAGCCAGGUCUUCUUACCAAGAGUCUCUUAAGGUUCUCGAGGCUGAUAUCCACCACGCUAAUGUGUUGGCGGCUUCUAUACCAAGAGGCAAGAGUGGUUCUUGUCUGCAAAUGAAACUGGUUUACAAUCACUUGGCACCCAUUUGUUUGCUGUUACUCCAGUGGAUGGAUUGUUCGUGUACAUGUCUACCUUCAAGUUAUUUAAAUCUUUUCCACAUAGUUUUAUAUCAGGUAUGCUCUGAUGGGAGGCCAAAGAUUUCUUCAUGCAGAAGGAAAGCAACCAUUAGGGAAUUCUAUGUUGCAGCUGUUAUAUUACCAUCACUUCAAUAUCUUCAUGGUGAUUCAAUGGAGUUGGACACGACUCAGGAAGAAGGUUGUAUGGAGGUAGUUAAAAAGAGACUAGAGGAAAGGAGGAAACUUUCAGAUACAGAUUUAGAGAGGGAGGAUGAAUGUGGGAUCUGCUUGGAGCCUUGCACAAAAAUGGUUGUACCAAGCUGCUGCCACACAAUGUGCAUCAACUGCUACCAUGACUGGAACACAAGAUCAGAAUCUUGCCCAUUUUGCCGGGGAAGUCUGAAAAGAGUGAAUUCAGGUGACUUGUGGGUUCUCACAUGCAAUAAGGAUGUGGUUGACACUGAAACUGUGUUAAGAGAGGAUAUGUUGCGAUUCUAUCUUUACAUAAACAGCCUGCCUAAGGAUGUCCCUGAUGCUUUGUUCUUGAUGUAUUAUGAGUACCUAAUCUAACCUUGCAUACUUAAAGAUUGAUGUACAGAGGAAAAAUGCUGACUGUCACAUGUAAAAAGGUCUGGUGAGGUUUUCAUGUUGAAAAUUUCAUUUCUACUUGAUAAUUGUUCAGAAUAAUGUAUAUUCUCUGUGUAAUAGACCCCAUUAUUUAAUAUUAUCUUGCACAUUUUUAUAACAAACAA
This is a messenger RNA of Hevea brasiliensis (rubber tree), 1228 nucleotides long. Its product is annotated as E3 ubiquitin-protein ligase AIRP2. The record is from RefSeq and is a predicted model, not a curated record. Gene Ontology annotation, biological process: protein ubiquitination. Lineage: Eukaryota; Viridiplantae; Streptophyta; Magnoliopsida; Malpighiales; Euphorbiaceae. Gene Ontology annotation, molecular function: ubiquitin protein ligase activity. Bases 282 to 1046 code for a protein of 254 amino acids. The transcript is spliced from 5 exons.